CUUACCCCGCUAUGACUCGGACUGGGAGUCGAUAAAAUUUCUCCGCUUCUUCAAUCUCCUCUCUCUCCUUUGCCCUCUCCUUCUCAGUCUCUCUCUCUCUCUGGCUCUCCAGUGAAACCAAAAAUGGCUCUGCAACUGUGGGAAACACUGAAAGAGGCAAUCGUAGCAUACACAGGGCUCUCUCCUGCGACCUUCUUCACACUGUUAGCUCUGCUGGUUGCCAUAUACCAUGUCAUCUCGGGCCUCUUUGGGUCGUCUGAUAACCAUCAUACGCCCAGGAACAUGGAGGAGAUGCAGCCUCUCGCCCCUCCUGUCCAGUUGGGCGAGAUCACUGAAGACGAGUUGAAGCAAUACGACGGCACCGAUUCCACGAAGCCUUUGCUCAUGGCUAUCAAGGGUCAGAUCUAUGACGUGUCUCAAAGCAGGUACCAUAUUUGGGGGUAUUCUCUGUUUUUUUAUUAUUCUAAUUCGUAUUUUGGGUUUUAGUUUUUGGCUUCUGGG
Prunus mume (Japanese apricot) is the source of this 501-nucleotide messenger RNA. Lineage: Eukaryota; Viridiplantae; Streptophyta; Magnoliopsida; Rosales; Rosaceae. The record is from RefSeq and is a predicted model, not a curated record.